Messenger RNA from Telopea speciosissima, 1108 nucleotides. RefSeq names its product thioredoxin domain-containing protein 9 homolog. The record is from RefSeq and is a predicted model, not a curated record. Bases 111 to 746 code for a protein of 211 amino acids. NCBI's taxonomy places the organism in Eukaryota, Viridiplantae, Streptophyta, Magnoliopsida, Proteales, Proteaceae. Gene Ontology annotation, biological process: microtubule cytoskeleton organization. The transcript has 4 exons. Gene Ontology annotation, cellular component: cytoplasm.
GUCAGCUCUCUGCUCUUUCUUUCUCUGUUUCAGAUUAAAUUUGGUUUGCUUUUCUUCUUUCUUUUGAAUUCUAAAUCUGUUGAGUGUUGAUAGAGGAGGCAUUCCGAUCGAUGGAGAAUCCAAAAGUUCAGGAGAUCCUGGAGAAGCAACUCUUGACGGUCGCCAGGGCUGUAGAAGACAAGCUCGACGACGAGAUCGCUGCUUUAGAUCGUGUAGACAAUGACGAUCUCGAAGCAUUAAGAGAGCGGAGGCUUCAGCAGAUGAAGAAGAUGGCUGAGAAAAGGAGCCGUUGGAUCUCCCUCGGCCACGGCGACUACUCUGAGCUCCCCUCCGAGAAGGAUUUCUUCUCCGCCGUCAAGGCCAGCGAACGCGUCGUUUGCCACUUCUACCGUGAGAAUUGGCCCUGCAAGGUGAUGGAUAAGCACUUGAACAUUCUGGCAAAGCAGCAUAUGGAGACACGUUUUGUGAAAAUUCAAGCUGAGAAAAGCCCCUUUUUGGCUGAAAGGCUUAAGAUCGUAGUUCUUCCGACCCUUGCCCUUAUAAAGAAUACCAAAGUAGAUGAUUAUGUGGUGGGUUUUGAUGAGCUUGGUGGGACAGAUGACUUCAGCACAGAAGAUCUGGAGGAGAGGCUAGCCAAGUCUCAAGUCAUCAUUCAGGAUGAAUCAUCAAUAAAUCCAUCCAAGUCAAGCGGAUCAGUCCGGAGGAGUGUCCGGCAAAGUGCAGACUCUAACUCAGAUUCAGAAUAGCUUCUGGUUCAUCAGAAACUACCUACUCUGCAGUGGAUGGAGAUUGUGAGUCCAUCUCCUCUAGCUUCAUUUGCUUGAUGUUUUUUUUCCAAUGACAGCAUUAUCAAUAUGGCGCUGGAUGGAGUUGGAUCAGAUAUUUCCCCUACAAUCAAAAUCUAUUAUAUAGACUGUUAAUUGUUAAUCUUUUUCGAUAUAGAGGGAGAACAAAGAUGAGAAUCGUGUGUUAAGCUCUAAUGAGUUUAUGAUAAAGUAUAUUCUCUUCAAGUAGGUUAAAGAAGGUCACCUUGACCAUCUCUACUGCAUGUGGUGUCAAAUUUGUACUGAACUUGAUUUGAGAACGGUGCUAGCUUACAUAUCUUGAG